CAAAAUCUAAACACAUGUGAAGUGCACGUAAAUAAAUUUGUUAAUUAUUAUUAAUUAAAUAAUGUCUGUUAAUGUAACGUACGUAUCAGCAAACUGCAACCAAACAGCAGCUGUUGCGGAUUGGGGAGUAAAUAAUCAAAUAUGCUAUGGUUCUUCAAAUGCUGUACUAAUCUAUGAUGUCUUUGACAACAGAAGAGUUUUAUUCACUUUACAUGGUCACAAGGGAAGAGUGAACAGUGUGAGAUGGAUACGAGACUGUGACUAUGAAUCAGAAUGUGUGUCUGUAUCUGUUGAUAAUACUGUUAUUGUUUGGAGCUUAAGUAAUGGAAAGUGGUCUUCUGCAACACUUACAGGACAUGAAGGCAUUGUCAAUGUUGUUGAUGCUUUAUACAAAUCACCCGAUAUGAGUAAUGCUGUUGUGGUUUCUGCUGGUGCAGAUUCUAAUAUCAUAAUUUGGACUAGGCAAACUCUCAAAAGUGAAUUUGUAUUAUCUCAAUCAAUUAAUCUUGGGUACAAUAUUUGUUUAACUUUGAGAUUAGCAAAGCUUCCAAAUUGUGAUAAGUUGAUAAUGGCUACUUCGAAUGAUAAUUCAAAAAUUAAUUUGUAUUCUGAGAUAGAUGAUAAAUUUGAACAUAAAUCUACCCUUAAAGGUCAUGAAGAUUGGGUCAGAGGUUUAGAUUUUAAAAUUAUUGAAAAUGAUGGUCUACUAUUGGCGUCUUCGUCUCAGGAUAACUUCAUUCGAAUUUGGAAGUUCACGUUAGCAGCAAAACAUAGCAAGAAAACGGAAAAUGAUUAUUUUACGCUUAACGAAUUCGAAGUUGCCAACGGGAAAUAUAUUAUUGAUUUAGAAACGAUUUUGGCUGGUCACGAAGGAUGGAUAUACUCGGUUAAUUGGAGUCAAAAUGAAGAGAAAUUAUUAUCUGCUUCUUUGGAUAAAUCUAUGAUCAUUUGGGAGCUGAACAAAGAAGCGAAUCUUUGGCUUGAAAACGUGAGGGUUGGUGAAGUCGGCGGAAAUACUUUAGGUUUCUAUGGAGGAAUGUUCAGCAAGGAUGGUAAAGCGAUUAUGGGUCAUGGUUAUCAUGGUUCUUUCCACCUCUGGUUGCUGGAUGAAGAUACGAACAGCUGGACACCACAGGUUACAGCUGGAGGACACUUUAAUGAAGUUGUUGAUCUUUCUUGGGAUCCUUUGGGUUCAUACGUGAUAAGUGCUUCUUACGAUCAAACGACUAGGAUACACGCGCCUUGGCAGAAAGAUGAAAUAGUGACUUGGCACGAAAUUGCGAGACCACAAGUACACGGUUACGAUAUGAGCUGUUUAGCUAUUUUAGGACGAUAUUCGUUUGCAUCUGGAGCGGAAGAGAAAAUCGUUAGGAUCUUCCAAGCUCCUGAGAACUUUGUAGAAAAUUUUAAUAGAAUUUGUCGAUUGGAUGAAACACAUAGUGAAUAUAAGGCACCAAAAGGAGCAUCGGUUCCGUCUUUGGGAUUAUCCAACAAAGCUGUUUUCGAGAAUGAUAACGCAGAUAAAGCAACGGUAAAGAGCAAGAAAGAUGUAUAUCCAGAGGAAUCCCAUUUCACUGCCAUCGAAAUGCAAGAACCACCCACGGAAGAGACUUUACUUCAGAACACGCUUUGGCCUGAAACCCAGAAGCUUUACGGUCACGGAUACGAAAUAUUCUCUUUGGCUUCUUCACCAGAUGGAAAACUAUUAGCGACCGGUUGUAAAGCUUCAACCAAAGAGCACGCAACCAUUCUGUUAUGGGAUACACAAAAUUGGAGUAUAGUGCAGAAGUUUGUUAUGCACACGUUGACCGUAACGCAGAUUUCCUUUUCGCCGGACUCUACCAAAAUCCUCUUAGUUUCCAGAGACCGUCGCUGGUCCUUGUUUUCACGUUCUUCUGAAACAGAAAGCUUUCAAUUUGAAGGAACCACCGAUAAGAAAACUGGUAUACACUCAAGAAUCAUUUGGUGUUGCAAUUGGACUCACGACUCCAAGUUCUUCGCGACUGGAUCACGUGAUGGUAAACUUGUGGUAUGGACUAAGAAUUCAGAAUUACCAAUGUCCGCUUUGGGACAGUACGAGGCAGCCUCUGAAGUACUUACCUUAAAAACACAAUCGAUCACAGCUUUAGCGUUUGCUCCGCAAAAGAUUGCUGAUAAGUACAUGCUGGCGGUGGGAUUGGAAAGUGGUUGCAUAAUGAUAUACCAUUGGGACAAGAGUGGUUUUAAGGAACUCGUGAAUAUGAGUCAAACAUUCGCGCAUCAUCUUACGGUGAAGAGGUUAGCUUUCAGGCCAAUCUUGGGAAAGGCUGGAUUCGAGUUGGAUGAAGACGACAUACAGUUGGCUAGUUGCAGUUCCGAUUAUUCCGUGAGAAUCUAUGAUAUUUAUUUAUCAAAAUUGGUCUACAGUGAAAGUUGAUCAUUUUUUUGUUAAUAUGAG
Molecule: messenger RNA, 2437 nt
Organism: Nicrophorus vespilloides
Lineage: Eukaryota; Metazoa; Arthropoda; Insecta; Coleoptera; Silphidae
Gene: Elp2
Product: probable elongator complex protein 2
Exons: 9
Coding region: 62-2416 (784 amino acids)
Biological process (GO): tRNA wobble uridine modification
Cellular component (GO): elongator holoenzyme complex
Molecular function (GO): protein binding
Source: RefSeq, a predicted model, not a curated record